Messenger RNA from Exaiptasia diaphana, 513 nucleotides. Its product is annotated as neuropilin-2-like. The record is from RefSeq and is a predicted model, not a curated record. The annotation marks the transcript as partial. The transcript is spliced from 3 exons. Lineage: Eukaryota; Metazoa; Cnidaria; Anthozoa; Actiniaria; Aiptasiidae.
GUAGGGAACGGACAAGUUUGCAUUGCUACCAAGAUCAACUACUGUAAUGAGUCUCUUGGAAUGGAAGAUGGACGAAUAAAAGACGGUGACAUUACCGCCUCUUCUUAUUGGUACAUGUGUGGUCCGGUACCAUGUAGACCAUAUAAAGGCCGACUAAACAGUGACGCCGCAUGGCUGACAGCAACACCAUCUCCAAAUGAAUACCUUCAAGUUGACCUACUUAAAAUAACUAAGCUCACGUCUAUUGCUACGCAAGGUUUCCCACUUGGUCAUUAUGGUGCCAGGUAUACAAGGGAAUACAAGUUAAAAUAUAGUAAUAACGUCGCAUCGUCAUUUCAAGACCACGGUACUACGUUCACUGGCAACACAGACGCAAACAGCGUUGUCAAGAAUGCGAUAAGCCCACCCAUUGUCGCUAGAUAUGUUCGUGUUCAUUCUUUAUCUUGGCAAACCACGAUUGCCUUGCGAAUUGAGCUUUACGGAUGCAAAAAAGGUUUUGAUUUUUCAAUUUAG